AUGUUUAAUCGAACUCAGAUUUCGUCUGACAAUACUAAUCUAUCCUUUCCAUACGACUCCUGCUUAACAGACAAUCACCUUUAUGGUACUCGGGUGGCAUCGGGUUCCUGUGAUUUUUAUUCGGACUUGAGAUUCAGAUUGUGCCUUUUGUCAGUGUAUGUGAAUAAAGCACUUGAGGAGAACUUAAAAUCUGAUUUACCCGUUCGACCAGAUGAAGCACAGAAAUUCGCUACGUUUGCCUGCCAGUGGUUGAGAUAUUUCAUUAAUCCUAUUGAUGGGAUCAGAAAACCUAAAUAUUUUGAAGCGAAGGCUGGUCAGUUAAUUACAUUAGCUAUUAUACGGUAUUAUCCAAAUCAUUGGUCUUCUCUUUUUGACGAUCUUUUGGGAAUACUAGUUGAAGCAACAGAUGGACAAGUCAGUGAAAGAAAUAAGUCUGAUGUAGUGGCUGUCGAUCUGUUCCUUGAUAUUCUUAUUGAUUUAGACAGCUAUAUCAUAUCAAGAAAUGUACAGUUAACCACCGAGGAACUCAGACGAAGUAAUGAGCUCAAAGAUGCAAUGCGUGAAUCAUGUAUUGGCUCACUGAUUCAUACAUGCUAUCAAUUGAUAUAUCGAUUUCUUAAUUCAUGUCAAUCGAAUGCAUUUCUGAUUCGCAAAAUUCUUCAUACCAUUGGUUUAUAUGCAUCAUGGGUUGAUUUGACGCUUGUGGCCAAUACAGAAUGGAUUACAUUAUUAAGCCGAUUAUUACAAUUAUCAGUUGAUAAUAAUAAUGAUAAUAAUUCAGCAAAUGCAAUCAUCCGUUGCGGGAUUUAUUUAUAUUUGAUAGGUUUUGUAAAUAAAGGUAUGCAAGUAAUUGACAAAUUAAGGUUGUUAACUGGUAUUUGGGAACAGUUAGGAUCUAUGUUAAUUAAUGAUCCAAAUAUAUCAAAUUUCAUGAUGAAUUCAGCUAACGACACUUGUGACAACUUGAAUGAAGAUCAAUUAGAAUCCUUAUCUACAUUUGCUACUUUGAUCGAUGCAAUGGGAAAUCAAUUAUUGUCUGUGUACAGGAACUUGUACGAAGCAACUUGGCUAAAUAACAGCUCAAAUCAAGCUAAUAAUCAGUUUCGAUCCGAAUCAGAUAAUAAUUCAUUCUUACCCAUUGCAUUGGAAGCCUUGGAAGACCGAUUAAACGUUGCUGUGCGUUUAUUUGAACAUAAAGAACAACAAAUCAGCCAAGUGGUUACACCAUUUCUUCGCUCUUAUCUGGGUCUAUUGAAAAGCGUUGUAAAUCAUCCGUCCGAAAAUCUUUUAUCACCAGGAGGUGGACGUCGUUCACGUAAUCGUAAUAGUUCAACUUCAUUGGAUUCUACAAAUCCUUUAUGGUUGAACAGUACUACAUCACCUGGUCAUCUGGAAAUAAAUGAAAUCAGAUCAUUUUUUGUUAAACGUCUUCUAUUUGCAUGUAUAGAUAAGAUGAAGUGUCUUCCGAUUCGUGAUAAUCAAGGAGAUGAUGAUGAGAGUGAAUAUGAGGAAUACCGACAUGAACUACGCACACUAAUUGGAAAUAUCACACAGUUAGAUCAAAGAUUUGUAUUGGAUACUAUACAUCAAAUGGUUAGACAUUCCCAUCAUUUACUCAACUCAAACGGUAUGGAAAAAUCUUCAUUUCCUCUGGAACAUUUGCAACAAAUUGAUGUGACUUUGAAUUUGUUCUAUUUGUUUGGAGAAAUUUGCAAAGCCAGUAAAAAUGAUCACUUCUGUCAAAGUUUUCCUCAUCAUGAAACUAUGGUAUCAAUAAUGUCUGUACUGUGCAGUGAUUCCUUCUCUCGUUUACCACAUGAAACUCUUCAGUUGCAGUAUUUCGAAAUAAUGGUUCGGUAUGAACGUUAUUUUUCGCUAGUGCCUGAACACCUCUUGAAUGUGAUGCUCGCAUUUGUUGAUGAUCGAGGUUUGCAUAGUCCAUGGCAUAGUGUUAAAAUUCGCUGCGCUUAUUUAAUUAAUCGCAUUAUAAAGUCACACAAAAAAACUCUUCUUCCACAUACCGAAGAAUAUCUUUCACGUUUCUCCGAUUUAUUAGAAUUGUCAUUAGAACCAGAUUCUAGUGUUUUAAAUGGUGAACUAAAUGGAAAUGUUGGUUUUGUCAAUGGAAAUACAUCGAAUUUUGGAAAAUCUGUUAAAACAGGCUUGGGUAUUACUGAACAGGGUUUCCUUUAUGAAGCAGCUGCGCAACUUAUCGCUGCAGGUGGUAUCCAACUGCCUAACUCAGCUAACAGUAAUAACAACGGAGAAGAUCGCGUCGGAGAAUUAUUUCGUGUUCUACUUACUCCUGUUAUGAUUCAGUAUGAUCAGUUUGUGACAAAGUAUGUUACUGAACAGAAUCCGAAGGUAGCUGACGUUCGUGGAAUUUUAGUGAAACAAGUUACUGAUCUUAUUACAAAAACUACUCGAGUAUUUUCUCAGCCAAAGUCUGUUAUGACCUCUGGAUGUGAAGCUGUGUUAAUUGAUGCAAUGCACCUCAUAAUUUCAGAAUUGUCGCGUUUCCCUACAGAAGCUGCUAGUCCCGGUCGACAAGCUGCAUGCGCCGGUGUUCGUGCAUUCUUGCAUCGAAUGGUUGCUUGUAUUGUGCCAACAAAUGAAUCUAACUCGAUUGGAUGCAGAAGCACUUUGACAUCGGAUAUUUUAUUGGUUGCGCUUGUAGACGCUGUUCCCAAAUUGGUAAGACCGUUACAGUCUACAGUCGCUUGUUAUACUAGUGCCAACCAAGUGGUAGAUAUAGCCGAUGCCGAACAACGUUGGAAAGAAAUCAGAGAUGUAAUCCCUCUCGUUACACAAGUAGUACUGAGAUAUAAGAACCAAAGCAUUCCAUUUUUAUCAACUUGUCUACCGCAUUUAAUGGAAGUUAUCAUUAAUGCGUUAAAUGAAUCAUUACCACCGGAUCAUCCAACAUUAAUUGAAGAAAAAAAGUUACUACGUCGUGGAUAUCUUCAAUUGGUUCAAACUAUAUAUCAAUCAGUUCCUGAUGUAUUUUCACAACUUAUUAGUGAAAAUAUUGUACAAAAUCUUUCUACAGUACUUGGACAAGUUCAAGCUUGCUUAGAGUCUGAUGAUCCAACUGGAUUACGUUCAGGCAUAAUAUUAUUUUUACAACUUAUACAAUCAGCUGCUCAUAAUUUACAAUUUUAUGAAGAUUUCUUGUUGCCACAUCUUGUUCCAUUUUUUAUACUUGGUCCAAUAUCUCCUGUCUUUCGUCUGACUGAUGGUCAGUUCAUAUUGGCUUUGGAUAAAAUUGCUGAAAGUCUUCAUGUUUUGUAUCAAAAACAAGAUGGAUUGUACACAUAUUUAAAAGAUUACUUUCUGCCACGACAACAGUUAUCUCCAGAAUUAAUUGAAUCUUACACAAGUGCAUUAAAAUCUAGUUUAAAAGAUUUUCAACUGUUUGUCAGAAGCUUCUAUGCACAUUUUCAUUGA
Messenger RNA from Schistosoma spindalis, 3447 nucleotides. NCBI's taxonomy places the organism in Eukaryota, Metazoa, Platyhelminthes, Trematoda, Strigeidida, Schistosomatidae. The record is from the annotation of a GenBank genome assembly.